AAUAAUAAUAAUAAUAAUAAUAAUAAUAAUAAUAAUAAUAAUAAUAAUAAUAAUAAUAAUAAUAAUAAUAAUAAUAAUAAUAAUAAUAAUAAUAAUAAUAAUAAUAAUAAUAAUAAUAAUAAUAAUAAUAAUAAUAAUAAUAAUAAUAAUAAUAAUAAUAAUAAUAAUAAUAAUAAUAAUAAUAAUAAUAAUAAUAAUAAUAAUAAUAAUAAUAAUAAUAAUAAUAAUAAUAAUAAUAAUAAUAAUAAUAAUAAUAAUAAUAAUAAUAAUAAUAAUAAUAAUAAUAAUAAUAAUAAUAAUAAUAAUAAUAAUAAUAAUAAUAAUAAUAAUAAUAAUAAUAAUAAUAAUAAUAAUAAUAAUAAUAAUAAUAAUAAUAAUAAUAAUAAUAAUAAUAAUAAUAAUAAUAAUAAUAAUAAUAAUAAUAAUAAUAAUAAUAAUAAUAAUAAUAAUAAUAAUAAUAAUAAUAAUAAUAAUAAUAAUAAUAAUAAUAAUAAUAAUAAUAAUAAUAAUAAUAAUAAUAAUAAUAAUAAUAAUAAUAAUAAUAAUAAUAAUAAUAAUAAUAAUAAUAAUAAUAAUAAUAAUAAUAAUAAUAAUAAUAAUAAUAAUAAUAAUAAUAAUAAUAAUAAUAAUAAUAAUAAUAAUAAUAAUAAUAAUAAUAAUAAUAAUAAUAAUAAUAAUAAUAAUAAUAAUAAUAAUAAUAAUAAUAAUAAUAAUAAUAAUAAUAAUAAUAAUAAUAAUAAUAAUAAUAAUAAUAAUAAUAAUAAUAAUAAUAAUAAUAAUAAUAAUAAUAAUAAUAAUAAUAAUAAUAAUAAUAAUAAUAAUAAUAAUAAUAAUAAUAAUAAUAAUAAUAAUAAUAAUAAUAAUAAUAAUAAUAAUAAUAAUAAUAAUAAUAAUAAUAAUAAUAAUAAUAAUAAUAAUAAUAAUAAUAAUAAUAAUAAUAAUAAUAAUAAUAAUAAUAAUAAUAAUAAUAAUAAUAAUAAUAAUAAUAAUAAUAAUAAUAAUAAUAAUAAUAAUAAUAAUAAUAAUAAUAAUAAUAAUAAUAAUAAUAAUAAUAAUAAUAAUAAUAAUAAUAAUAAUAAUAAUAAUAAUAAUAAUAAUAAUAAUAAUAAUAAUAAUAAUAAUAAUAAUAAUAAUAAUAAUAAUAAUAAUAAUAAUAAUAAUAAUAAUAAUAAUAAUAAUAAUAAUAAUAAUAAUAAUAAUAAUAAUAAUAAUAAUAAUAAUAAUAAUAAUAAUAAUAAUAAUAAUAAUAAUAAUAAUAAUAAUAAUAAUAAUAAUAAUAAUAAUAAUAAUAAUAAUAAUAAUAAUAAUAAUAAUAAUAAUAAUAAUAAUAAUAAUAAUAAUAAUAAUAAUAAUAAUAAUAAUAAUAAUAAUAAUAAUAAUAAUAAUAAUAAUAAUAAUAAUAAUAAUAAUAAUAAUAAUAAUAAUAAUAAUAAUAAUAAUAAUAAUAAUAAUAAUAAUAAUAAUAAUAAUAAUAAUAAUAAUAAUAAUAAUAAUAAUAAUAAUAAUAAUAAUAAUAAUAAUAAUAAUAAUAAUAAUAAUAAUAAUAAUAAUAAUAAUAAUAAUAAUAAUAAUAAUAAUAACAAUAAUAAGAAUAUCAACAACGUCAUGGAUAGAAUUGAAUAUAUGCUAACAAACCUUCUCAAUAUGAUAACAAUGUUUAUCUCAAAACUAUGCAAAUAAAUCUACGUAUAGGAAUAUGGAAUGCUAACGGUCUUCCAAAUCAUAUAAGAGAAAUCGAAGUAUUUAUGCAAUCAAAUCACAUGGAUAUAUUUUUAAUAUCAGAGACCCAUUUUACUGCUAAAACCUUUUUCAAAAUUAACGGAUAUGAUUUCAUUUCAUGCAACCAUCCAGACA
Calliphora vicina (urban bluebottle blowfly) is the source of this 1854-nucleotide messenger RNA. RefSeq names its product probable cyclin-dependent serine/threonine-protein kinase DDB_G0292550. The transcript has a single exon. Lineage: Eukaryota; Metazoa; Arthropoda; Insecta; Diptera; Calliphoridae. The record is from RefSeq and is a predicted model, not a curated record. The annotation marks the transcript as partial.